UCAACGAGAGAGUCAAAGGAUCUGACCACCUUAAACCACUCAAACCUCCUGAAGAUGAAGACGUUCAGCGUUGCAGUUGCAGUGGCCGUUGCACUCAUUUGUAUUUGCAUUCAGCAGAGCUCUGCCACAUUUGCUGAGAUACGAGAACUGCAAGAGCUACAAGAGGCUGUGAGCAAUGACAGUCCAGCUGCUGAACAUCAGGAGGUAUCAGCUGACUCAUGGAUGAUGCCGUACCACAGACAGAAGCGUGGCAUCAAGUGUCGCUUUUGCUGCGGCUGCUGCAAUUCUGGUGUCUGUGGAUUGUGCUGCAGAUUCUGA
Messenger RNA from Pelmatolapia mariae (spotted tilapia), 318 nucleotides. Its product is annotated as hepcidin-like. Gene Ontology annotation, cellular component: extracellular region. Gene Ontology annotation, biological process: intracellular iron ion homeostasis; defense response to bacterium. The transcript has 3 exons. The record is from RefSeq and is a predicted model, not a curated record. Bases 55 to 318 code for a protein of 87 amino acids. Lineage: Eukaryota; Metazoa; Chordata; Actinopteri; Cichliformes; Cichlidae. Gene Ontology annotation, molecular function: 2 iron, 2 sulfur cluster binding.